AUGCCCCGCGCCGUUCGAGGAGUGCUCAUCGAAUGCGAUCCGUCAGUCAAAGCCAUCAUAUUAAAAUACGACGAAGAGAGACAUGACUACAUCGUGGAAGACUUGGAUGACGACCGCCAUCUGGUGAUCAAGGAAAGUCAAUUGCAGAACCUCAAAGCACGACUAGGGAGGGAGCUUGACGAGAAAGUUAUGCAGCCUGAAGAAUCCGAAUCUGAAUAA
Molecule: messenger RNA, 219 nt
Organism: Aspergillus ochraceoroseus IBT 24754
Lineage: Eukaryota; Fungi; Ascomycota; Eurotiomycetes; Eurotiales; Aspergillaceae
Gene: tfb5
Product: TFIIH complex subunit TFB5
Exons: 3
Coding region: 1-219 (72 amino acids)
Biological process (GO): nucleotide-excision repair, preincision complex assembly; transcription initiation at RNA polymerase II promoter; transcription by RNA polymerase II
Cellular component (GO): transcription factor TFIIH core complex; transcription factor TFIIH holo complex
Source: RefSeq, a predicted model, not a curated record